Mercenaria mercenaria is the source of this 2933-nucleotide messenger RNA. Its product is annotated as solute carrier family 28 member 3-like. Gene Ontology annotation, cellular component: membrane. Lineage: Eukaryota; Metazoa; Mollusca; Bivalvia; Venerida; Veneridae. Gene Ontology annotation, molecular function: nucleoside:sodium symporter activity. The coding region runs from base 656 to 2629 and encodes 657 amino acids. The transcript is spliced from 13 exons. The record is from RefSeq and is a predicted model, not a curated record. Gene Ontology annotation, biological process: nucleoside transmembrane transport.
UUCAGUCAUUAAGUCAGCUACUACAGAUCUUACCAGUUAGACGUCGAGUCGACUAUUACAUAACGUUCUCGACAAUUGCACGUGCGAAAUGAAGAACUGUUUACUCACAGUUUGAGAUCAAUGAAUAUCUCUGUCUAAGCAGGCUUUUAAUAUAAAAUGUUUACUGACAUUAAGAAUUAACAAUAAAAUCGGAAAAUGAUAUGAAAUAUAUUGGUAAAAAUACACUUGAAAAUGACCGAAAUGGUGAUUUUGCACAACUAUUAACAUUGUUUUUACAAAAUACGAUUUUUAACAAACUUUGAAAUGGCUACAUUCUUAUCACCAGAAUUUGGAACGUGUGCUCCUUAAAUUAUUUUAUUGCCGUACCUUAACUUCAUUCUAACAUUUAAAUCUGUAGCUUAAUUGGUUGUAAAAUAAGCUAAAUGAUUCAAUAAAAUACUGCCUGUCUGCAAAAUAUACGUGUUCUGGGCAAGAUCAACAGCAAGCGGCCUAGCGAGAUCACGUGUAUUUCCAUCACGCGAGAGCUAGUGUACGUACUCCACUCAGAGAGUCUCGAGGAGUAAAGAUAAGAGGAUUUUAGGAACCACUGAAAAUUCUUAUCAUAAUUAGUAACAGGCUUCCGGGAUUUUAACAGCAAAAGAAAAGAAAACAGGUGAUGGAUCCUCCACCGCCAUAUGAGAGUACACCUCUGAAACAAAAAUGUGAUGAAGCACAGCAGGGUAUUUCCCCAGAAACAACACAAGACAUUUCAACCGAUACAUUUAAUUCUAAUGAUGGUGUAGACAUCUCCAUGGAUACCUUCAUCUCUAAAGAUAUUGGAGAGCAGUCGAGACAGGAAAUCAACAUUGACAUGGCAAACCAUUACGAUGAUGCCAAUGACCCUAUAAGAGUAUUUGAACCAGUUGUCCGCGUAUUUCACCGUAUAUCACCUCUACAGUUUCUCAUAUACCUUCGUUUGACACUUGAACAUCAUUAUCAGGGACACAAGACAAAACUAUGGCGAGUUUUCCUCGGAACAAUACUUAUUUUGUAUUUGGUGUAUCUCGGUCUAGCUUUCAGUUACCGAUUUGGAGAUGAAGGUUCAAUACGAUUGCUGGUUGUCACCAUACUCAUUGUUCUUGGAGUAGCUUAUCAUUACCUUAAAAAACUGUACGGUGUAUUCCUCUAUACCAAAUAUAUGAAACCACUAAUUGUGAAAUAUAGCAGAUUCAGAAGACUUUUCAGAACAAUUUUGACAUUUCUUGUUGCUGUUGCUGUAGUGUUGUUCAUCAUCAUCGAUACCUCUCUCAGACGACCAUACUCUCUCAUCAGCGCUCUUGGCAUGAUUGUCUUCACAUUGCUCAUGUUCUUCUUCUCCAAAGACCCUAGACAGGUUACGUGGCGACCUGUUCUUUGGGGCCUCCUUUUGCAAUUGAUCUUUGCUCUGAUCGUCUUGAGAACUGACUGGGGUUACUCUUGCUUCGUCUGGCUUGGUGACAGAGUGACACAGUAUCUAAAAUAUACAAACGCUGGUUCAAAAUUUGUAUUUGGGAACGAUUUUAUGGACCACUUUUUCGCCUUUUCAGUAAUGCCAGUUCUUAUAUUCUUCAGUGCCACUAUAAGUAUUCUCUACUACCUCGGUGUUAUACAAUUGCUCAUUGAAAAGAUAGCAUUUAUAAUGGAAUUCAGUUUAGGGACAGGAGCUAUGGAAUCUCUUCAUGCGGCAAUCAAUAUCUUUGUCGGCUGGGCUGAGGCUGUUACAUUGGUACGACCAUUCUUAGACAAGAUGUCACUGUCUGAGUUGCAUACUGUCAUGACCAAUGGAUUUGCAACCGUGGCUGGAAGUACACUCGCCAUUUACAUUUGGUAUGGGGCACCGGCAAACCACUUGAUAUCUGCGUCAGUGAUGUCAGCACCCGCAGCUCUAGCUAUGUCAAAACUCUUCUUCCCAGAAUCCAAAGAAAAUAGACAUCGUAUUCUUGAGCCUGUCAAAUUACAACGAAUGGGAACUGGCAUUAUUGAUGCCGCAUCAGUUGGAGCCGUAGGGGCGAUCUCUCUUGUUGCUUACAUUCUGGCAAGUGUUAUAGCAUUCUUCUCGCUGUUAGAUUUUCUCAACGCAACUCUGCAGUGGUUUGGCGACAGAGUUGGUCUGUCGCCACCUGACUACCCGCCUCUCUCGUUCGAGUUGAUAUGUUCAUAUCUGUUCUGGCCAAUUGUAUUCCUAAUUGGUGUGGCACCAGAUGAUUGUCGUAUUGUAGCCCGAAUGGUCGGAAUCAAAACAUUCAUCAACGAAUUUCUUGCGUAUGAAGACCUGGGUAAAGUGAGGCGUAAUAGACUUGAAUUUGCGAAGUAUGUGUCAGCCGGAGAUAUUUACAACUGGACGACAAAUACGAGUGGGGAUUUAGUACUCCAAGGCACAAAUAUUACAUUAACGGGAGGAAUAAUCUCGGAGCAUUCAGAGAUGAUAGCAACAUAUGCCUUGUGUGGGUUUUCCAAUAUUGUAGCCCUGGGUAUAAUGAUUGGGGCACUGAUUGCAGUUGUUCCAGACAGAAAACAAGAUAUCAUGAAUGUGGCAUUCAGGGCACUUAUUUCUGGUAGCAUGGCCUGUUUCAUGACAGCAUGUAUUUCAGGUUUACUUGGCGACAAAUGAAACAGAUGCAGCUGAUGAAAACUUUUGUCCCUACCAUUGAGAAAUCUUCAUGUCACAAAUGAUGUAAAGGACAUGAUGGAGUAGACUUUUUAGUUUAAAUUUAGUAGCUCAUUAUGAAAAAGAGUGCCUUGUUGCUUUUUAUCUGGACAUGUCUGGUUCCAUUUUGUGCUGCAAAACAACUGUGAAGACUGCUUAGUUAAUGCUGAAGAUAUAUCGAAGGAAAUGGGCGUCUGGAAUAUCCGAGUGUAUUUUUUAGAAAAGAUCUGUACAAAGGAUAUUAAAUAAACAAUAAACUGCUUUCAAA